This is a messenger RNA of Indicator indicator, 916 nucleotides long. RefSeq names its product oocyte zinc finger protein XlCOF19-like. NCBI's taxonomy places the organism in Eukaryota, Metazoa, Chordata, Aves, Piciformes, Indicatoridae. Gene Ontology annotation, biological process: regulation of DNA-templated transcription. Bases 1 to 702 code for a protein of 233 amino acids. The transcript has a single exon. Gene Ontology annotation, molecular function: RNA polymerase II cis-regulatory region sequence-specific DNA binding; DNA-binding transcription factor activity, RNA polymerase II-specific. The record is from RefSeq and is a predicted model, not a curated record.
AUGGUAGCCCCCUCUGUGCCCCCCGAACAGCUGAAUCAGUGCCCUGAGUGUGGGCAGAGUUUCUUCCCUGGCUCAGAGCUAGUGAAGCACCACUGCCCUGACCCUGGCACCCAGCCCUUCAUUUGUGGUGACUGCGGCAAGAGCUUCAGAUCCAUCCCCACCCUCAGCAGCCACCGCUGCGUCCACACCAGUGCCAAACCUUACAGCUGUGAUGCCUGCAGCAGGAGCUUCAGCAACAGGAGCUUCCUCAUUGGCCACCGGUGCAGCCACACUGGCAAGAAGCCCUUCCCCUGCCCUGACUGCGGCAAGAGCUUCAGCCACGGCUCCACCCUCUCCCGGCACCGCCAUAGCCAUGCCGGUGAGCAGGCCCUCACCUGCCCCGACUGCGGCAAGAGCUUUAGCCGCAGCGACACUCUAAACAACCACCGCCGCGUCCACACCGGAGAGAAGCUGUUCCCCUGCGCCGAGUGUGGCAAGAGCUUCACCCUGAGCACCACAUUCAUCCAGCAUCAACUCAUCCACAGCCGGGAGAAACCCUACAGCUGUGCCGUCUGCGGAAAGAGCUUCCGGCAGAGCUCCAACCUCACUAAGCACCACCGCACCCACACCGGGAAGCAGCCUUUUGCAUGCCCCGAUUGCGGCAAGAGCUUCAGAAACAAGUCUAAUCUCAGCCGGCACCGCCGCACCCACACGGGAGAGUAGCCCACACUGCGGGGGAGGCACAACCCCCAAGGUCUGCUGGGAUAAUUGUGAGCCCCUUGAGAGAGCCUUUCCAGCAGAUUGAACCAAAAUUGCCUCUUUUUCUCCUGCAUUUCUCAGGGGCUGGGGGCUCCACGAAGGACAAAUACCUCCUGCCCUUCUGAACACCAAUUAGUGCUGAUGAGAAUAAUUAUAGCCCUGAGUCAGCACAGCCAGA